Molecule: messenger RNA, 1689 nt
Organism: Lentinula edodes (shiitake mushroom)
Lineage: Eukaryota; Fungi; Basidiomycota; Agaricomycetes; Agaricales; Omphalotaceae
Product: ATP-NAD kinase-like domain-containing protein
Exons: 11
Coding region: 111-1568 (485 amino acids)
Biological process (GO): sphingosine biosynthetic process
Cellular component (GO): membrane; intracellular membrane-bounded organelle; cytoplasm
Source: RefSeq, a predicted model, not a curated record
GGUUUAGAUAAGCACUGGUCACAACGUAAUACGUAGCCGGGGCUCGGAGAUGUGGGGGCCGAAAAUGUGUUGAUCCUCCAGUCUUGGCAGCGAGCGAACAUGGUCCAGACAUGGCCGAACUUGCGCCCUAUGCUCUUCCAUCCACCAGCAUGUCAGAUAUAGACAUUGAGGCACAAAUACAUGGAAAGGUCACCAGGUACUGUCUUACCUCUACCGCUUUGAUAAUUACCAUUGGAAACAAGAAACCGCAGACAGUCCCCUUACACAAUGUCAUUGCAGCUUCCUACCAUCCUGAUGCGCGAUUGCUAAAAGUUGCAUACGUGCUCAGAAAGAAGAAAAAGGGCCCUUUGGAGUUAGUACACCUGGACGGUCAAGUUGAAGGAAGUAGAGCCGAAGCAGCAGGGAAAUUGGCAAAGACAAUGCUAGACUGGGCAUAUAAAGAUAUAAAACUUCACCGUCGACUGAAGGUGCUAAUCAAUCCGCACGGUGGCGUCGGCAAAGCAGUUGCUGUAUUCAAUAAGUUAGUUGAGCCAGUUCUUCGGACAGCGGGAUGUAGUCUCGAUGUUGUUUACACCAAAAAGACCGGAGAUGCAUAUGAAAUUGCGAAAUCUCUACCUCUUGGCGAGUUCGAUGCUCUACUUUCGGUCUCGGGAGACGGUUUGAUUCAUGAAGUCUUGAAUGGUUUUGCAAAUCACGCCUAUCCUCGUAAGGCUUUCCAAACACCAGUCGCACCUAUUCCGACUGGGUCUGGAAACGGGUUAUCCCUAAAUAUUCUUGGUAUCGAGGAUGGUUUUGACGUGGUCGCGGCAAGUUUGAACGCUAUAAAAGGUUCACCCAUGCCUGUCGACGUAUUCUCAAUCGUACAGAACGGGAAACAAACAGUCUCUUUCAUGUCUCAAGCUUUGGGACUCAUGGCUGAUUUAGACCUUGGUACCGAGGAUUUGCGCUGGAUGGGUGAUUCUCGUUUCAUGUAUGGUUUAUUCCGCGGCUUGAUCAAAUUUAAGUCAUGUAAUGUACAAUUAUCUUACAAAGUCGUUGAGCAGGACAAGAGAAAGAUGUUCGAUAAUUUCAAAUCUAGCCGGUCACAAACUAGCUCAGAGUCGAUCCCUCAAGAAAUUCAAGAUGCCGAUUCAUCACUUCCAAAGUCAAAAGUGAGCUUGGACGAGACUGAAGGAUGGACCAUUUUUUCGGAACCUCUCCUCUAUCUGUACGCUGGUAAAGGACCGUAUGUUGCAAGGGAUUUCAUGGCCUUCCCUGUAUCUCUACCCGAUGAUGGAUUGAUCGACAUCGUAGCUCAGUCCACUACAAAUUUCUCAAGGACAGACGUCCUCGCGUCGUUUGGGGGCGCUCCUAAGGGUGAAUUAUAUUGGAAUGACAGCUUGCACUACCUGAAGGCAGAAGCCUACCGCAUAAAACCUCUUUCCAAGAAGGGAUAUCUGUCCAUUGAUGGUGAAUCGUAUCCUUUUGAGGAGUUCCAGGUGGAAGUUCUUCCUCGGCUUGCAACGUUACUCAGCUCGUAUGGCUAUUACAACGCGCCUUUCGAUGAUGUUAAAGCUAGCAAACAGUAGGUACCAUAGUUACGCAGCCCGAUCUUAUAUACAAUGAAUGCAUAUACCCCUCAGCAUUGCAGUCAAUGUUAACUAUGAUAUAACUCUGAUUGCGCUCUCCGUUUCCAAUUGAAGCAUCAAG